AUGUCCAUGGGAUUCUGCAGCUGGAUUCUGAACUUGUCACAAAGACCUGCGGAAUCUGUGGCUAUUGGAGACCAGGGAAGAAUUCUUACAUUAGAUUUAAUUAUUUCCUGUGCUUGUCCUUUUAAGAGUUUGUACGAGGUUACAUUGGACAUCAUGAUCAAGAGCAGGGUGUGCAAGAUCUUCUGGCAGGGACUAAGAAGAUUCAAAGAAUUUCAGUUCAUUUACAUGACUACUGAAGCAUGCCAGACCUUUGGUGUGGAAGAAGGCGAGAAGUAUACCAAACUGUCCUUCAACUACAAUGAGUUCAAGAUCAGAAAGGAUCACCUUCCUCUCAGAGCAAUCCAGAUAACCAAGAAGAAACCAGAAUGGAGGACUGAGAAGGAAAUUAAGCUGUUACAAAACUGCUUGCAGUUGCUAGAAAGCUACCGAAAUUAUAGCCCAAAUCUACAGCAUCUUCUGGCUAAGGUGAUUCGCUUUGAACGGUUUGGACGCAGAAGAGUUAUCAUCAAGAAGGGGCACUAUGGAAACACUUUUUACUUCAUCUAUUUUGGUACUGUUGCUGUUACUGAGGAUGAGGAUGGUAACAGUGCCUUUCUGGAUGGAGAUCCAACUUUGCUUCGGAAGGGUGCUGCAUUUGGAGAGAUUGCUCUUUUAAAAGGAACAAGGAGAGUUGCUACGGUUGUCUGCAUGGAAGAAACUGAACUGCUGGUGGUAGAUAAAGAAGACUUCUUUGCUAAUAAACUAGAUGAAGAGCUUCAGAAAGAAUUACAGUAUCGUUACACCUUUUUCAAAGGUUUAGAUGUCUUUCGAACAUGGCCUGAGUACUCAAUAGAGAAAAUAGCUAAUCACUGCAGAGCAGAGAAGUUUCAUUCUGGACAAGUGAUUGUUAGGGACAUUGUGGAGUCAACCAGCAUAAUAUUCAUUACAAAGGGAACAUGUGAAGUUUUACAUCUGGUUGAUCUCACUGCUUGCCCAUCCUAUCACAAGUGGAUCUGUCAGCAAAUGGAUCUUCCCAAAUACAAUCCUCAUUCCACAAUGGAGACUGGUGUCACAGGAAGAAAAAAAUUCAAUGAUUUUAUGUGGAAAUCCUUUCCUGUGCAAGACCUGAGUAAUCUGAAAUCUCUGUAUAUCCUGCCUUUGAAGCACCACAGAGAUGAAUGUUUUAAAAAACCUAGCCAUGUUAUAAAUGGGAAACAUGAAAAUAUAAACAGAAAGCUGGAGAAACAAAAGAGAGAUGACAGAAACAGGGUUUGUAGAUUUGACAACAGCCCCAUUGGGGAUGAAGGUGAGAGAGAAGUUGUUCAGAAUGAAGUAUUGGGGCUUAUACGAAAGAAGCUAACCAUUCUCACACCAUAUGGAGAACUACCCACAGCUCUUGCUGCAGCAGUUUAUACAAGAGUGGAUGAAGUCCAUGCGGGAGAAUUCUUGGGGAUCAGUCAGCAUCUCUUACCAGAAUAUAUGCAAGAUAAGCGAUGCUUCGUUUUGGUUAGCCGAGGAGCUGAAAUAAUACGGUUGAAAAAGGACAGGUUUGAGGAGUUAGCAGAUGAUACGACAAUAAUGAAAUUACACAAAAUAAAGACCACAUACCCCAGUGAUGAUGAGCUUUGUCAGAAGUUCCUAAAACAAAACAACUGGAAAAUGUUCAGGAAAGAUGUGGUGAAUCUUAUAUUGGACCAAAAAUUCAUGAUGAUGGCAAGCCCUCCAUCUGUAAAGCCCAAGGAGGAUGCUAAUAGUUCCUGGAGCAUGAAUCGAGCAGGUGUUCUGGACUUGGCUGCUCUUUGCCGUCCUGCUCCUUCAGGCGCUAGACAACAACAACACAGAUUUGUCCCGGUCCAAACACAACAAAGACAGGAUUCUCAGGCCCUUCCUAAUAUAGAGUUAAGGUUGAUUCAUGGCAUUGCUUUACCACGGCCUCGUUUGAAAGGAUUGUUUUAGUGAGCAUGAGGAAGUCAGACCAGCAGGUUGAAAAAGUACAAAUGCAGCUUAACAAACCAAAAAGUGAAACGGUAUUUUUAUUUGUUAAAAAAUGUUAAAAAAUAAAUUAAAAUAUAUUUUGUUGUUGCUGUUGUUGAGCUUUUUAAUUUGUAGCUUUUUCCACAGUUUCUGUGGAAGAAAGGUGGUGUUUCCCACACUUCACACAGAUUCUUAUGGAUGUUUUCAACUUGGAUCUUUGCUUUAAACUAUGAAGUAUAUCUUAUUUUCUGUGUGGCAAUUUGUAUUUCUUUUAGCUGUGAUAAGAAAACCCAUUUUCACUGUGAAACACUUUUUCAGUCCAUGUUGCACUUUGGAGGAUGCAUCUUUAUAUACAAAAUUAAGGCAUUCUGAUUUAUUUUUUGAUACUGAAAUACUUUCAUAUUAUUCACAUCCUAAUUACAAGUAAAAAUAAAGUUGAAUAGAGAAUUUAAUAUCUUUCUUAUUCCACAUGACCAGCAAACUUAAUGAAAUUAUUAAUGUAUUUUUUUUAAAUGGUAUGUAGGUACUGCUGUAACCUUUGCUGUGACUCAGUUUUCAGGGGACAUUUAUACACAUACAUUUGUCUGCUCUGACACACUGGAGAUCUGGCGUGUCAGAGCAGGCUUAAUUGAUUGAGUCUGCUCUGCACGCAAGCUGACUGUUGGCACAGUACAAGAUAAGGCUGCAGGCCCCUGCAGCCCUGCACCCAAUGAGACUGGGCUGUGAGGAUGCGGAUUCCCUCAGUUUGAUCACUCAGCAAAAGGUCGCCUAAUUCUCACCUGCCAUGUCUUGUUGCUGAAGGUCUGUUUGGCAGGAGGUGGUUGAACCUGCUGCAUGUUGGCCUGGCUGUAUGGGAUCUGCUUCUUCUUUGGGGCUCUUACCUCCCUUACACCCCAUCCAAGCGCCACCCAGAUGUUAAUGCAUCAUUAUGCCCUGAUUUUGUAUGGGCAUUCUUCUACUUUCAUUUGAUCUUAUAGGCCUGUGGUCUUCUUGUGCCUGGAGCCAAGGAAAUGUUUGCCAAGUUGACCUCCCCAGAAGGUUGUUCUGUUGAGGCUUGGUAAAUGAAGAGAAAUGAGGGACAACACAAGGUACAAAACUGAACUCAGGUAAGUCUUUUGGCCUCAAGGCCUUUGAACCACUGGCUGCAGUGUCCCACAACCACAUAAGUCAGUCCUGAAAGGGGGGAGGGGGCUUGUUCUCUCAGUCCCGGCCCUAUCAAGUAAAAGCAACAAUAAUAAAAAAAAGGAACACAGGAAAAUCUCCAGUUGGUCUCCUUUACAUGUUGUACCUUUCUAUCUGCCUUGGACACCUCAGUGUCCUUCCUCUGUGCUGUUGCAGCAUGGGUCAGCUCACCACAUGAGAUGGGCCCUCUACAGCCCUUACCAACUUGGCUCUGUCCAAAGGCCAAGGAGGAUCCUUUCCCACUGUCCCUCCAGCUUGGGUCAUUGCUGGCUGCUCUUUUUUUUUCUUUUCUGGAUGGUCAGGACCCAGCCUAAUAGGCUCUUCUCUUCUCGCCCCCCCAGCCGAAAUGAAAGAAAAAUAACUGAAAUAAAAAGACCUCACCUGGGGCAUUGUCAGCUCUCUGGCCAGCUCGUUUCCUAAUAUGGUUUCCUACCAGCCCCUCCAACAGCUCUUGCGCUACUGUGGGCUCGGCUGCGGCGGCCCAGACUAUCGGAGUCCCUCCAAGCUCCUGGGCUGGGAAUCAGCCUUCUCUCCAUCCCUUGGGGUUCUGGCUGUGGCAUUCAAUGUUCCAGCAUCCAUGUCUCCUUCCCCCCUCGGUCCUGUCACUCUUCCUGCCUUGGCACUGGUCCAGAAAUACCGGUGCAGCUGCAGGCAGGUCCAAUCCAGACUGAGCAGCUGCUAAUAAAGCAGGGCUCCCACAUCAGCUACCAAUCCCUUGCUGCUGGCUCAGGCAUUGCAGGUAGGUUUCUUCCUGCUGUGGGUGCACAAGGGACUUUUCUCUCUCCUUCACAUUUAUGUGCCCAGCGCUGCGUAACAUACGUUUAUAUAAACAGUGAACUGUGUGUCAGCGCUGGGAAAAUGGCAGCUGUGUGCUUUUGAACUAAAACACCUUCAUAGUGU
Messenger RNA from Alligator sinensis (Chinese alligator), 4035 nucleotides. RefSeq names its product cyclic nucleotide binding domain containing 2 (gene CNBD2). The record is from RefSeq and is a predicted model, not a curated record. The transcript is spliced from 12 exons. Gene Ontology annotation, molecular function: cAMP binding. Gene Ontology annotation, biological process: spermatogenesis. Bases 1 to 1935 code for a protein of 644 amino acids. Lineage: Eukaryota; Metazoa; Chordata; Crocodylia; Alligatoridae.